AUUCCACUAAGCACUCACGACAAUCACGUUCACGACCACGAUCUUUCCGUUCCACUUAGCCUAGAGCGUUAUAAUCGUAAACCCAAGUGGAAUUGAUUAUGAAGCGUUUUAAGCAUUGAAAUAAAUAUUAAGGAACGGCAAAACAGAAAAAAUAAAGGGAAAGCUUUGAGAGGUUACAUUAUAAUUUUGCUAACAUGAAUUCAGAGAAAAAAAUCUCAUUUGGCUUCAACAAAUUGUCUAAGAAACCACCAGCAAUUAAUAAACCUCAAGAAAAAACGGUUGACUAUAUAGUCUGUCUAGAAGAGCAAUCUAUAAAAUUGAAGCAUGAACCAAAGGAAAUCACAAAAACACCUUUGGUUAUACCCUUGAAGGAUAAUCAAAAGGACCUUUUGGACAGAGUAAGAGAUAUAAAAGGAAAGCAAAUAAAUGUGUCGAAAGCUGUAAAUGAGGAAGUGGAAGAUACAAGGCCUGAUUCAGAAUUAACAAUAGAAGAAUUGGCCACAAGAGAAGUAAUAAGAGAUGCCAAAUUGAAAUUACAACAGACUGAUUCAAAACAUAAAACAUUUGUUGUUCCUAUGAAAAAUGAAAAUGAACUUCCAUUAGAUGGUGAAAGAGAAUCAACAUUAACUGAUUAUGAAAAUGUACCUGUCAAUGACUUUGGUCUAGCAAUGUUGCGUGGAAUGGGCUGGAAAGAAGGAAUUGGUAUUGGAAAAAAUCCUUUAAAAGCUGCAGUAAUGCAAGCACCAGAACUGAGACCCAAAGGUUUAGGUUUGGGUGCUAACCCAGCUAGUUCAGAUCAGCAUCAACCUGUCUGUGAUAAAGAAGGUAAAGUUUUGAUUCUAAAAAGAGGGAGCUAUGCAAAAGUAGUGGCUGGAAGUAAAAAGGGAACUUAUUGUGAGGUUCAAGGUUUAGAUGAUGAAGCAGGACGAGUGAUAGUUAAAACUUCUCUUAAAAGUGAGAUUUUGACUUUCAAUGAAUUUAUGCUGGUACCAGUUACAAAAGAAGAAUAUUCCAAGAAUUCCAAAGUGAUAAAUAGUGCAAAAUUUGAGGAAUAUAAGGAAACUGAAAAAGUAAAAAUUGAAGCACAAAUAAAAUCAGAGAAAAAUGACGGAUACUUUCAGAAAUAUGAAGAAAGCAAUAAGGUUAGUAGGAAAGAACCAAACAGAGAAAGAAAUAAUGAUAAGUCUCAAGUAAAAACAGAGAGGUAUUAUUCAAGUGAUGAAGUAUAUUCAGACGAUUCCAAAAGUAGAAAUAAAUUGGAAAGCAAAUCUAAGAAAUAUAAUAACUCCUCAGAUUCUGAUAGCGAUGAUAGAAGAUCCAAAAGAAUCCAUAAAAGAAAAGACAAGAGGAGGCAUAGGGAUAAGAGUCGGUCUCCUAACAGGACAAAACAUAAAAGUGGUAGAAAAUCAUCAAAAAAUAAACAAAGACAUAGGUCAUCUUCAGAAUCUGACUAUGAAAGAAAAAAAUCUAAAUCAAGAAAUAGAAAUAGUAGUGAUAGUGAUAGUGAUGACGAUCGAUACAAAAGAAAAAAUAAGAGAUAACUUUCAGCUGUUGCACAACUAAUUCUCAUUAUAUAUACUUAAAUAAAUAAAUUUUAAAAUAU
Messenger RNA from Diorhabda sublineata, 1603 nucleotides. Its product is annotated as G-patch domain and KOW motifs-containing protein homolog 1. Gene Ontology annotation, cellular component: spliceosomal complex. Gene Ontology annotation, molecular function: nucleic acid binding. The record is from RefSeq and is a predicted model, not a curated record. NCBI's taxonomy places the organism in Eukaryota, Metazoa, Arthropoda, Insecta, Coleoptera, Chrysomelidae. Gene Ontology annotation, biological process: mRNA splicing, via spliceosome. The coding region runs from base 195 to 1541 and encodes 448 amino acids. The transcript is spliced from 7 exons.